UGCCGAGCCACCUCCCCCGCCGCCCGCUAGCAAGUUUGGCGGCUCCAAGCCAGGCGCGCCUCAGGAUCCAGGCUCAUUUGUUUCCACCUAGCUUCGGUGCGCCCUGCUAGGCGGGGACCCUCGGGAGCGAUGCCGAUGGAUGUGAUUUUAGUUGUGUGGUUCUGUGUGUGCACUGCCAGGACAGUGGUGGGCUUUGGGAUGGACCCUGACCUUCAGAUGGAUAUCAUCACCGAGCUUGACCUUGUGAACACCACCCUUGGAGUUGCUCAGGUGUCUGGAAUGCACAAUGCCAGCAAAGCAUUUUUAUUUCAAGACAUAGAAAGAGAGAUCCAUGCAGCUCCUCAUGUGAGUGAGAAAUUAAUUCAGCUGUUCCGGAACAAGAGUGAAUUCACCUUUUUGGCCACUGUACAGCAGAAGCCAUCCACUUCAGGAGUGAUGCUGUCCAUUCGAGGACUGGAGCACAGCUAUUUUGAACUGGAGAGCAGCGGCCUGAGGGAUGAGAUUCGGUAUCACUACGUACACAAUGGGAAGCCAAGGACAGAGGCACUUCCUUACCGGAUGGCAGAUGGACAAUGGCACAAGGUUGCACUGUCAGUUAGCGCCUCUCACCUCCUGCUCCAUGUCGACUGUAACAGGAUUUAUGAGCGUGUGAUAGACCCUCCAGAUACCAACCUUCCCCCAGGAACCAAUUUAUGGCUUGGCCAGCGCAACCAAAAGCAUGGCUUAUUCAAAGGGAUCAUCAAAGAUGGGAAGAUCAUCUUUAUGCCGAAUGGAUAUAUAACACAGUGUCCAAAUCUAAAUCGCACUUGCCCAACCUGCAGUGAUUUCUUAAGCCUGGUGCAAGGAAUAAUGGAUUUACAAGAGCUUUUGGCCAAGAUGACUGCAAAACUAAAUUAUGCAGAGACAAGACUUAGUCAAUUGGAAAACUGUCAUUGUGAGAAGACUUGUCAAGUGAGUGGACUGCUCUAUCGAGAUCAAGACUCUUGGGUAGAUGGUGACCAUUGCAGGAACUGCACUUGCAAAAGUGGUGCUGUGGAAUGCCGAAGGAUGUCCUGUCCCCCUCUCAGCUGCUCCCCAGACUCCCUCCCAGUGCACGUUGCUGGCCAGUGCUGUAAGGUCUGCCGACCAAAAUGUAUCUAUGGAGGAAAAGUCCUCGCAGAAGGCCAGCGGAUUUUAACCAAGAGCUGUCGGGAAUGCCGAGGUGGAGUUUUAGUAAAAAUUACAGAAAUGUGUCCUCCUUUGAACUGCUCAGAAAAGGAUCACAUUCUUCCUGAGAAUCAGUGCUGCCGUGUCUGUAGAGGUCAUAACUUUUGUGCAGAAGGACCUAAAUGUGGUGAAAACUCAGAGUGCAAAAACUGGAAUACAAAAGCUACUUGUGAGUGCAAGAGUGGUUACAUUUCUGUCCAGGGAGACUCUGCCUACUGUGAAGAUAUUGAUGAGUGUGCAGCUAAGAUGCAUUACUGUCAUGCCAAUACCGUGUGUGUCAACCUUCCUGGGUUAUAUCGCUGUGACUGUGUCCCAGGAUACAUUCGUGUGGAUGACUUCUCUUGUACAGGUGAGCUUUAA
Molecule: messenger RNA, 1566 nt
Organism: Pongo pygmaeus (Bornean orangutan)
Lineage: Eukaryota; Metazoa; Chordata; Mammalia; Primates; Hominidae
Product: protein kinase C-binding protein NELL1-like
Exons: 13
Coding region: 130-1566 (478 amino acids)
Biological process (GO): regulation of osteoblast differentiation; positive regulation of ossification
Cellular component (GO): cytoplasm
Molecular function (GO): heparin binding; protein kinase C binding; calcium ion binding
Source: RefSeq, a predicted model, not a curated record